UCUGACCCAGCCACGCGCAGACAGAGGACAGAGUAUUUGUUUGUGUUUGUGACUGUGUCUCGUGAUUUUUAUUUGAGUGCAGGUCCCCAUGAAGCGGCUGUCAUGCGCAUAGCGGCACUGAUAGCAAUCGUUCAGCUGUCGCUAGCUACAGCUGUUUCAGAUGGCACGCUCACGGCAGCGGAGCUGAACCGCCAACUAGCGGGGAGCAAUGACCUCUCCUUCUUCGAGGAGAGUUCGGAGGAAGGAGUGAGGUUCAUGAGAGGGUCUAGGUCGGCCGACUCUCCCCUCUCUCCCGACAUCGACGUACAAUGCGGCGCCGGACACAUAGAAGUCACAGUCGAAUUCAACGAUGUCUUCGAUGGUAUCAUCUACAGUAAAGGACAUCUGAACGAUCCUAAGUGCAAGUACGUAUCAUCCGGCGGAAGUCAGACGCGGUACUCGUUCCGUGUGCCGCUGGACGGCUGCGGUUCGCGGCCGCUGUGUAACGCCUGCGGAACCAUCGACAACAUCCUCGUCUUCCAGUCAGACGACUUCGUGCAGGGGCCAUAUGAUUUCGCUAGAAAAGUAUCAUGCGCAAGCACUGCACUCGAAGUGUCGACUGGUGGACGCAGGGAGGAAUCCCACACGCUCAAGCUGCGUCCAUUCAUGGUGGACAUGCUGGAUGUAGUCGCUGUACAGGGUCCGGCUGGUGGAGUGGAGUGCUGGAUGGACAUACAAAGGGGUGUCUUCCCUAAUACCUCGCCGUUACAAAACUCGAUCAAGAUAGGAGAACAUUUGACGAUAUUGAUAUACCUGAAGGAUCUUAGGAAGCAAUACAGCCUGAAAGUCCACGACUGCUGGGCAUACGAUGGCGAGUCAUACGACGAUCCUAAUACGAACAAAAUACAAUUGACAGAUAAACAGGGUUGUCCGAAGAAACGAAAGUUAAUAGAGCCUUUCGAGAAGUCAACUAACACGGGAUCAAGUGGAGCAACGCUAAUUGCCUACAGUAAAGUCAGCGCCUUCAGAUUCCCUGACACAGAUCAAGUAUACCUUACUUGUAACGUCGAAUUAUGUACAUCUGAAUGCGAAGCCUCAUGCACCGGAGUAACGAAAGAAGUAUCAACAACGGUCCGUCCACAGCAAUGCUAUCCAGGAUCUCCAGAUCCUUCAUGCCAAAGAGCACCAAAUUGUUACCCGGGAAGCAGCGACCCACGUUGCAGCAUACCGACGCCAACAGCUCCUUCAUGCUACCCCGGUAGUACUGAUCCUCGUUGUCCUCGCCCAACUUAUACACCUACUACUGAAAAUCCAUCAUCUUACCUUCCUCCUAAGCCAAAUUGCUAUCCAGGUUCUACAGAUGAACGAUGUCCCAAAAUAACAACCUAUGCUCCUCGCUGUUUCCCAGGAAGUACAGAUCCUCGUUGUCCUCAACGGACAACACCUACUCCACUUCGCUGCUACCCUGGCAGUACUGAUCCACGGUGCCCUCAACAGCCCACACCAUCUUUUCCAAUAAGUACACCGAAUAUUGGUACAACACCUCAACAACAAUGUUAUCCCGGAAGCGCAAAUCCCAACUGUCCACAACCGAGCAAGCCAACUACGUAUGAACCACCAACGUAUUUACCGCCUAGUCCUACAACCCAAACUCCUGCUAGUUGUGUUGAGGGUAGUUCUGAUCCCCGAUGCCCUCAACCGACACCUCCUAAUAUUCAAUGUUAUCCUGGUAGUACUGAUCCUCGCUGUCCACAAUCCGAGCCAGAUCGAACGACUUCUACUCCUCAGUGUUACCCUGGCAGUAAUGAUCCACGUUGUCCUCAGACUACAAAAUCUAUAAACUGUUUCCGUGGCAGCACUGAUCCCCGUUGUCUUACAACUACGACGACAGAGUUACCUCGCUGUUUUCUGGGCAGCAAUGAUCCACGUUGCCCUAAAGUAACAUCUCCACCACCCCCGAGAUGUUUCCCAGGAAGCAUAGAUCCACGUUGUCCAAAACCAACAACUCCAGUUCCGCCACGCUGCUUCCCAGGAAGCACAAACCCUAGAUGUAAGCCAAGUACAUCACCAUCAACGAAUCCACCAGUUACGAAACAAGAUUGCUAUCCAGGAUCUCCAGACCCUGCUUGCCCGCAACCUUCACGGCCUACAACUUUAAAUCCUCCGACUUACCUACCCCCAUCAACAUCUGGACCGAAGUGUUUCCCGGGAUCUAGUGACCCUCGCUGUCCUCAACCUCAACCGACAACACCUGAACCUCCAAGAUGCUACCCUGGUAGUACCGACCCACGUUGCCCUCAGCCUCAACCAACAACACUAGCACCUCCAAGAUGCUAUCCUGGUAGUACUGAGCCUCGUUGCCCCAAGCCUCAACCAACAACACCUGCACCUCCGCGGUGCUAUCCUGGUAGUACCGAUCCUCGCUGUCCUCAGCCUCAACCGACAACACCUUCACCUCCAAGAUGCUACCCUGAUAGUACAGACCCACGUUGUCCUCAGCCUCAACCAACAACACCAGCACCUCCAAGAUGCUAUCCUGGUAGUACCGAUCCUCGUUGCCCCAAGCCUCAACCAACAACACCUGCACCUCCGCGAUGCUAUCCUGGUAGCACCGAUCCUCGCUGUCCUCAGCCUCAACCGACAACACCUUCACCUCCAAGAUGCUACCCUGGUAGCACAGACCCUCGUUGUCCAAAACCAACUACACCAGAACCAACUAAACCGGCCUGUUAUCCAGGCUCACCAGAUCCAAGCUGCCCGCAACCAUCGCGGCCAACUACAUUAAAUCCCCCGACUUAUCUACCUCCUACAACAGCGGGACCAAAAUGUUUCCCUGGGUCAAAUGAUCCUCGUUGCCCUCAACCUAAGCCGACAACACCUGCACCACCAAGAUGCUAUCCUGGAAGUUCAGAUCCUCGCUGUCCUCAGCCUAGACCAACAACACCUGAAUCUCCAAGAUGCUACCCUGGUAGUACCGACCCUCGGUGCCCUAAGCCUCAACCCACAACACCUGCACCUCCAAGAUGCUACCCAGGUAGUACAGACCCUCGUUGUCCUCAGCCGCAACCGACAACACCAGCACCUCCAAGAUGCUAUCCUGGUAAUACUGAUCCUCGUUGCCCCAAACCUCAACCAACAACUCCUGCACCUCCGAGAUGCUAUCCUGGUAGUACCGAUUCUCGCUGUCCUCAGCCUCAACCGACAACACCUUCACCUCCAAGAUGCUACCCGGGUAGCACAGACCCUCGUUGUCCAAAACCAACUACACCAGAACCAAUCAAACCGGCCUGUUAUCCAGGCUCACCAGAUCCAAAUUGCCCGCAAGCAUCGCGGCCAACAACAUUAAAUCCCCCGACUUAUCUACCUCCUACAACAGCGGGACCAAGAUGUUUCCCUGGGUCAAAUGAUCCUCGUUGCCCUCAACUUAAGCCGACAACACCUUCACCACCAAGAUGCUACCCUGGUAGUACCGACCCUCGGUGCCCUAAACCUCAACCCACAACACCUGCUCCUCCAAGAUGCUACCCAGAUAGUACCGACCCUCGCUGUCCUCAGCCUCAACCUACAACACCUGCACCUCCAAGAUGCUACCCUGGUAGUACUGAUCCUCGCUGUCCUCAGCCUCAACCAACAACACCGGCACCUCCAAGAUGCUACCCGGGUAGUACAGACCCUCGUUGUCCAAAACCAACCACACUAGAACCUACCAAACCGGCCUGUUAUCCAGGCUCACCAGAUCCAAACUGCCCGCAACCAUCGCGGCCAACAACAUUAAAUCCCCCGACUUAUCUACCUCCUACAACAGCGGGACCAAGAUGUUUCCCUGGGUCAAAUGAUCCUCGUUGCCCUCAACCUAAGCCGACAACACCUUCACCACCAAGAUGCUAUCCUGGAAGUUCAGAUCCUCGCUGUCCUCAGCCUCAACCAACAACACCUGAACCUCCAAGAUGCUACCCUGGUAGUACCGACCCUCGGUGCCCUAAACCUCAACCCACAACACCUGCUCCUCCAAGAUGCUACCCAGAUAGUACCGACCCACGUUGCCCUCAGCCUGAACCAACAACACCAGCACCUCCAAGAUGCUAUCCUGGUAGUACUGACCCUCGUUGCCCCAAGCCUCAACCAACAACACCUGCACCUCCGCGAUGCUAUCCUGGUAGUACCGAUCCUCGCUGUCCUCAGCCUCAACCGACAACACCUUCGCCUCCAAAAUGCUACCCUGAUAGUACAGACCCACGUUGUCCUCAGCCUCAACCAACAACACCAGCACCUCCAAGAUGCUAUCCUGGUAGUACCGAUCCUCGUUGCCCCAAGCCUCAACCAACAACACCUGCACCUCCGCGAUGCUAUCCUGGUAGCACCGAUCCUCGCUGUCCUCAGCCUCAACCGACAACACCUUCACCUCCAAGAUGCUACCCUGGUAGCACAGAUCCUCGUUGUCCAAAACCAACUACACCAGAACCAACUAAACCGGCCUGUUAUCCAGGCUCACCAGAUCCAAACUGCCCGCAACCAUCGCGGCCAACUACAUUAAAUCCCCCGACUUAUCUACCUCCUACAACAGCGGGACCAAAAUGUUUCCCUGGGUCAAAUGAUCCUCGUUGCCCUCAACCUAAGCCGACAACACCUGCACCACCAAGAUGCUAUCCUGGUAGUUCAGAUCCUCGCUGUCCUCAGCCUCAACCAACAACACCUGAACCUCCAAGAUGCUACCCUGGUAGUACCGACCCUCGGUGCCCUAAACCUCAACCCACAACACCUGCACCUCCAAGAUGUUUCCCCGGUAGUACCGACCCUCGCUGCCCUCAGCCUCAACCGACAACGCCUGCACCUCCAAGAUGCUACCCCGGUAGUACCGAUCCUCGUUGCCCAAAGCCUCAACCAACAACACCGGCACCUCCAAGAUGCUACCCGGGUAGUACAGACCCGCGUUGUCCAAAACCAACUACACCAGAACCUACCAAACCGGCCUGUUAUCCAGGCUCACCAGAUCCAAACUGCCCGCAACCAUCGCGGCCAUCAACAUUAAAUCCCCCGACUUAUCUGCCUCCUACAACAGCGGGACCAAGAUGUUUCCCUGGGUCAAAUGAUCCUCGUUGCCCUCAACCUAAGCCGACACCUCAACCAACAACACCUGAAUCUCCCAGAUGCUACCCUGGUAGUACAGACCCUCGUUGUCCUCAGCCUCAACCGACAACACCUGCACCUCCAAGAUGCUAUCCUGGUAGUACCGACCCUCGAUGUCCUCAGCCUCAGCCUACUACACCUGCACCUCCAAGAUGCUAUCCUGGUAGUAACGACCCUCGAUGCCCUAAACCUCAACCCACAACACCUGCUCCUCCGAGAUGCUACCCUGGUAGUACCGACCCUCGCUGUCCACAGCCACAACCUACAACACCUGUUCCUCCAAGAUGCUACACUGGUAGUACAGACCCUCGUUGUCCUCAGCCUCAACCGACAACACCUGCACCUCCAAGAUGCUACCCUGGUAGUACUGACCCUCGAUGCCCCAAACCUCAAACAACAACUCCUGCACCUCCGAGAUGCUAUCCUGGUAGUACCGAUUCUCGCUGUCCUCAGCCUCAACCGACAACACCUUCACCUCCAAGAUGCUACCCUGGUAGCACAGACCCUCGUUGUCCAAAACCAACUACACCAGAACCAACUAAACCGGCCUGUUAUCCAGGCUCACCAGAUCCAAGCUGCCCGCAACCAUCGCGGCCAACUACAUUAAAUCCCCCGACUUAUCUGCCUCCUACAACAGCGGGACCAAGAUGUUUCCCUGGAUCAAAUGAUCCACGUUGCCCUCAACCUAAGCCGACAACACCUGCACCACCAAGAUGCUAUCCUGGAAGUUCAGAUCCUCGUUGUCCUCAGCCUCAACCUACAACACCUGCACCUCCAAGAUGCUAUCCUGGUAGUACCGACCCUCGCUGUCCUCAGCCUCAGCCUACUACACCUGCACCUCCAAGAUGCUAUCCUGGUAGUACCGACCCUCGAUGCCCUAAACCUCAACCCACAACACCUGCUCCUCCGAGAUGCUACCCUGGUAGUACCGACCCUCGCUGUCCUCAGCCACAACCCACAACACCUGCUCCUCCAAGAUGCUAUACUGGCAGUACAGACCCUCGUUGUCCUCAGCCUCAACCGACAACACCUGCACCUCCACGAUGCUACCCUGGUAGUACUGACCCUCGGUGCCCAAAGCCUCAACCUACAUCACCUGCACCUCCAAGAUGCUACCCUGGUAGCACAGACCCUCGUUGUCCAAAACUAACUACACCAGAACCAACUAAACCGGCCUGUUAUCCAGGCUCACCAGAUCCAAGCUGCCCGCAACCAUCGCGGCCAACUACAUUAAAUCCCCCAACUUAUCUGCCUCCGACAACAGCGGGACCAAGAUGUUUCCCUGGAUCAAAUGAUCCACGUUGCCCUCAACCUAAGCCGACAACACCUGCACCACCAAGAUGCUAUCCUGGAAGUUCAGAUCCUCGUUGUCCUCAGCCUCAACCUACAACACCUGCACCUCCAAGAUGCUAUCCUGGUAGUACCGACCCUCGCUGUCCUCAGCCUCAGCCUACUACACCUGCAACUCCAAGAUGCUAUCCUGGUAGUACCGACCCUCGAUGCCCUAAACCUCAACCCACAACACCUGCUCCUCCGAGAUGCUACCCUGGUAGUACCGACCCUCGCUGUCCUCAGCCACAACCCACAACACCUGCUCCUCCAAGAUGCUAUACUGGCAGUACAGACCCUCGUUGUCCUCAGCCUCAACCGACAACACCUGCACCUCCACGAUGCUACCCUGGUAGUACUGACCCUCGGUGCCCAAAGCCUCAACCUACAUCACCUGCACCUCCAAGAUGCUACCCUGGUAGUACAGACCCACGUUGCCCUCAGCCUCAACCGACAACACCUUCAUCUCCAAGAUGCUACCCGGGUAGCACAGACCCUCGUUGUCCAAAACCAACUACACCAGAACCAAUCAAACCGGCCUGUUAUCCAGGCUCACCAGAUCCAAAUUGCCCGCAACCAUCGCGUCCAACGACAUUAAAUCCUCCGACUUAUCUACCUCCUACAACAGCGGGACCAAAAUGUUUCCCUGGGUCAAGUGAUCCUCGUUGCCCUCAACCUAAGCCGACAACACCUGAACCACCAAGAUGCUAUCCUGGAAGUUCAGAUCCUCGCUGUCCUCAGCCGCAACCAACAACACCUGAACCUCCAAGAUGCUACCCUGGUAGUACUGACCCUCGGUGCCCUAAACCUCAACCCACAACACCCGCUUCUCCAAGAUGCUACCCUGGUAGUACCGACCCUCGUUGUCCUAAGCCUCAACCUACAACACCUGCAUCUCCAAGAUGCUACCCUGGUAGUACUGACCCUCGGUGCCCAAAGCCUCAACCUACAACACCUGCACCUCCUAGAUGCUACCCUGGUAGUGCAGACCCACGUUGUCCAAAACCAACUACGCCAGAACCAACCAAACCCGCCUGCUAUCCAGGCUCACCAGAUCCAAACUGCCCGCAACCAUCGCGGCCAACAACAUUAAAUCCCCCGACUUAUCUACCUCCUACAACAGCGGGACCAAGAUGUUUCCCUGGGUCAAGCGAUCCUCGUUGUCCUCAAUCUCAAAUUACGACACCUACACCUCCUAGAUGCUUCCCAGGAAGCACUGAUCCCCGUUGCCCUAAACCUACCGAAGGGCCCAAAUGUUACCCAGGUAGUGCUGACCCUCGUUGCCCUCAAAUAACAACUCCAACGCCACCUAGAUGCUAUCCUGGUUCAUCUGAUCCACGUUGCCCUACACCUACGACUACCGAAGGGCCUAGAUGUUACCCUGGCAGUCCCGAUUCUCGUUGUCCUCAAACGACUCCCGCUCCACCUAGGUGUUAUCCUGGUUCCUAUGAUCCACGUUGCCCCAAACCUACGACUACCGAAGGACCCAAAUGCUAUCCAGGCAGUACUGAUCGCCGUUGUCCUCGACCUACAACACCAGCACCAACAAAGCCAAACUGCUAUCCAGGCUCCCCAGAUCCAAAUUGCCCUCAGCCAUCACGACCUACGACUUUAAAUCCUCCGACUUAUCUUCCCCCAUCUACGGUAGGGCCAAAAUGCUUCCCAGGUUCUAGUGACCCACAGUGUCCCAAGCCCACAACUCCAGAAGAGCCUAGAUGCUAUCCCGGCAGUACUAAUCCACGUUGUCCACAACCAACAACGACAGAAUCACCACGCUGCUAUCCUGGUAGCACCGAUCCCCGCUGUCCUCAACCAACAACAAAGGCACCUCCCAGGUGCUAUCCCGGUAGUUCAGAUCCACGUUGUCCUAAGCCCACAACAACUGAAGGGCCAAGAUGCUACCCUGGCAGUCCCGAUCCUCGUUGUCCUCAACCGACUACCGCACCACCUAGGUGUUAUCCUGGUUCCUCCGAUCCACGCUGCCCCAAGCCUACAACUACCGAAAGGCCCAGAUGCUACCCUGGCAGUACCGAUCCCCGUUGUCCUCGGCCAACAACACCAGCACCAACAGAACCGGUUUGUUAUCCAGGCUCCCCAGAUCCAAAUUGCCCUCAGCCAUCACGACCUACAACUUUAAAUCCUCCGACUUAUCUUCCCCCAUCCACGGCAGGGCCAAGAUGCUACCCAGGUUCUAGUGACCCACGGUGUCCGAAGCCCACAACUCCAGAAGAACCUAGGUGCUAUCCCGGCAGUGCUAAUCCACGUUGCCCACAACCAACAACGACAGAAUCACCACGCUGCUAUCCUGGUAGCACCGAUCCCCGCUGUCCUCAACCAACAACAAAGGCACCUCCCAGGUGCUAUCCCGGUAGUUCAGAUCCACGUUGUCCUAAGCCCACAACAACUGAAGGGCCAAGAUGCUACCCUGGCAGUCCCGAUCCUCGUUGUCCUCAACCGACAACCGCUCCACCUAGGUGUUAUCCUGGUUCCUCUGAUCCACGUUGCCCCAAGCCUACAACUAUAGAAGGGCCUAGAUGCUAUCCUGGCAGUACCGAUCCUCGUUGCCCUCGACCAACAACACCAGCACCAACAAAACCAGAUUGCUAUCUAGGUUCCCCAGAUCCUAAUUGCCCGCAAACAUCACGACCUACAACUUUAAACCCUCCAACUUAUCUUCCCCCAUCUACAUCAGGACCAAAAUGCUACCCAGGUUCUAGUGAUCCACGAUGCCCCAAGCCCACAACUCCAGAAGAGCCUAGAUGCUAUCCCGGCAGUACUAAUCCACGUUGUCCACAACCAACGACGACAGAAACACCUCGUUGCUAUCCUGGUAGUACCGACCCACGCUGCCCAAAGCCUACCUACAAACCAACUUGCUAUCCUGGUUCUAAAGAUCCGAGUUGCCCGUCUAAACCAUCGACAUAUGUUCCUCCUUUAGUAACUAAGCCAACACCCAGUUCGUGUUAUCCAGGAUCAAAAGAUCCAAAUUGUCCACAACCUUUUGCUCCAAGUAGCACCAAUCCGCCAUCGACGUAUCUCCCACCCUUUCCUCCUUCCAAAGGUGGAGCACAAAAAAGGGAUAUAUCAGAAAAUGAGCCUUCCGAUGACUACGAACCUUCUCAAUCUGACAUAGAUACCUUCGACUCCUCACGAAUUGAGCCACGUAAAAGGAACGUUAGAAUUAUCAGGGACGUCAGCAAGCAAGAGACAUUAACUUCGCCUCACACUGCCAAUGACACAUCAAGCUUCAUCUACGUAGCUAUUGUUGGAUCCACAGUAAUGGUAUCUUUAGCAUUAGUUAUAGUUGCAAUUGUUAUCAAAUAUAGGCGAAGGAUUCCACAUAAACAGAAGACUUUGGACACAAGAUUGUCGUGCUAACAGGCCUAAACAACAUGUAUGAUAGAUGUAAAUGAAUUUCGGAUGUACA
Molecule: messenger RNA, 9862 nt
Organism: Aricia agestis (brown argus)
Lineage: Eukaryota; Metazoa; Arthropoda; Insecta; Lepidoptera; Lycaenidae
Gene: zye
Product: mucin-2-like
Exons: 9
Coding region: 103-9813 (3236 amino acids)
Source: RefSeq, a predicted model, not a curated record